UUUCAAUCAAUCAAUCAUUUGUGAUUCUUAAUUUCAGUGAUAUUCAAGUGAUUCAUAAUCAACCAAGUGAAGUUUUAUCCCAAAAAAAUGGCUAAAAAAAUGACCAAUGGUUCUGUGGAUAAUAAUAAUUUGUUGAUGACAAACGGUAAUAAUCAAUCAAAAUCAAAUGGAAUUAACAAUCAUAAUCAUAAUGAUAAAUCAAAUGGAUCAAUGAUAAUUGGUAAAACAUUUGGUCGUUAUCUUUAUGAAAGUUUUAAUCAUGGAAAUCUUGAUGAAUUAUUUCGUCCUGGACAACAAUCAAUUGAAAAUUAUAAUUUAACAUUAGCACAUCAACGUGCAAAUUGUGCAUUAGAUAUGUAUCUUGGUGAAAAUAAUGUACAAGGUGGUAUUGAACGUUUUGCCGAUAUUAUUGAUGAAGGUCCAAUGGAAUCAUUAUCAUGGGCUGCUUGUUUUGUAAUACGUGCCGGUCUUACACUUGAUAAAGAUGAUAUUGAAAGAGCACAUAAAUGUUUACAACAUACGGCCAAAAUGUGUCAAAAAAUGAUGAAACAUUCAUUUUUUGAUAAUAUUUCUAAAUGGAUUGUUGCACCAAAUUAUGAUAAAUAUACUGAUGUGGAAAUAUUUGCCGAAAGUUAUUAUGCACAACAAUUGGCAUUAUCGAUUGCAUUGUAUGCAUUUGAAACAAAUAGUGUUUUUACAUUGAUUAAAUUGGCCUAUCAUUUACGUGGUUUAGUACGUAAACAUAAUGAAUUAUGGCAGGUAAAAAAACGUCGUAAAUUAUGGCAAGAUGAACAUGCACGGUUAUAUUUUGAAGCACAUAUGCGUUUUGCUAACGGUAUGAUCAAUGUUGUCAUUAGCCAUACACCACCGAAAUUUUUGCGUAUUAUGAAUUUUCUUGGUUAUAAGGGUACUGAAACAAUCGGUUUAAAUGAAAUGAAUCGUGUUGCAUUUGAUUUGAAUGCCGGUUAUUGGACAAAAAUGGCACAAUUAACACUUAUUUAUUAUUGGGUUUAUGGUAAACCACAUGGUGAAAAUGUACCCGAUGAUUUAUCAUUAUGUAAAAAAUUAAUUGAAGCUGAAUUACAAAUGUUUCCACAG
Messenger RNA from Dermatophagoides pteronyssinus (European house dust mite), 1098 nucleotides. RefSeq names its product tetratricopeptide repeat protein 39A-like. The record is from RefSeq and is a predicted model, not a curated record. NCBI's taxonomy places the organism in Eukaryota, Metazoa, Arthropoda, Arachnida, Sarcoptiformes, Pyroglyphidae. Gene Ontology annotation, molecular function: protein binding.